GUUUUGGUUGAUAGAAUUGUGGUUAUGAGACAGUCGACUUGUGACAGAUAUUUUUAAGUUAUAAAAGUGUUCACUAACAUUUUAAUAUUAUUAUUGUUGUUAUUAAGGUUCUCGUAUAUAUUAAAGGAAGCGUGUCUCAGAUAUCACUGCAGUACCACGGUCGCGCUGGAGAUGGAAGCAACAUUUUAUUUCGCACUGACGCUGCUGGGGAUUUUAAAUCAGGUUCAAGUUAAUUGGGCAGAAGUUGAUUUGUGCGACAGCCAGAUUUACUGCCAUGGGACUUUACUGGACACCAUACAGAUGGCGAGUGUGUUCAAAGACUCCAAAACGUUCGUGGAUAUGAGCUUGAAGAACAGUCCCGAAGAGACCCUUACAGUUUUUAACAAUUUGAUGAAGAAUACUAGUAAUGAGCCAACUCAUAAGCAACUCACAGAUUUUGUGGAAGAGAACUUCGAGACUGGUAGUGAGUUAGAGGAAUGGACACCAAGUGACUACACGGAAACCCCAAUGUUCCUCGAAAGGAUAAAUAGUAAGGAUGGUGAUAUAAAAGAAUUCGCCCAAGAUUUGGUGAAAAUAUGGCCGACUUUGGGUCGUAAAGUCUCAUCCAAGGUAUCAGAAAAUCCAGAGAAGUAUUCCUUGAUAGCAAUGCCGAAUGGUUUCAUCAUACCAGGUGGUAGAUUCAAAGAGAUUUACUACUGGGAUACCUACUGGAUCAUCAAAGGACUUCUCCUAUCCGACAUGAAAACCACUGUAAAAGGCAUCCUAGAGAACUUCCUAUCCUUCGUAGAAAAAUACGGUUUCAUACCAAACGGUUCCCGUGUCUACUACUUAAACAGAUCACAACCACCUCUCCUCUCCUGGAUGGUGAUGGAGUACAUCAAAGCCACAAACGAUUUGGAGUGGUUAAAAACUAACAUCCACACAUUGGAACGUGAGUUGAACUACUGGAUCAAAAAUAAGACCGUAAAUAUUGAUUAUAACGGCGAAAAAAUCAUGUUGGCACAUUAUGCAGUGGACAGCGAUACGCCACGACCUGAAUCCUAUUUGGAAGAUAGCAGGACUUGUGCCUAUCAGCAGGAAGGAAAUGCUAGGAAAAAUUGUUACCAAGAUUUAAAAAGUGGUGCCGAGAGUGGAUGGGAUUUUUCUACGCGUUGGAUUUUCCAAGAUGACACGAAAAAAACAAAUUUAUCAGACAUCAAAACUAGAAGAAACAUUCCUGUGGACUUGAACGCUUUCCUGCAAAGGGCAUUUGCCGAUUUGGGCGAACUAUACAAAAAAAUAGGAAAUUAUAAAAAAUCAAAAGAAUGGAGAAAUUAUGCGUCCCUUUGGAACAGAAACAUUAAUACGGUUCUCUACGAUGAAAAAGAUGGAAUUUGGUAUGAUUACGACAACGUAAAGGGAGUACUCAAAAAAGGGUUUUACCCCAGUAAUUUUGCCCCCCUGUUCAGUAUGUCCUAUGAUUUUGAGAGAAGCGAAAUUUUGGGAGACAGAGCUGCUGAGUAUUUUGAGAGGAUGAAUGUAACGAAGUACUCGGGUGGCAUCCCCACAUCCCUAAUCCUAUCCGGUGAGCAAUGGGACCUCCCCAACGCGUGGCCCCCCACCCAGGACAUGGUCGUAACUGGGCUUCACAAAACCAAAUCAAAAAAGGCCCAGUCACUCGCGGAACUUCUGGCCACGCGAUGGAUCCGCUCGAACCAAAUGGGAUUCAAGCAAUCCGGAGAAAUGUUCGAAAAAUACGACGCUGAAAUUCCGGGACAAUUCGGCGGAGGGGGGGAAUACGUUGUGCAGUCCGGAUUCGGAUGGACCAAUGGGGUUGUGUUGUCUUUUAUUGAUGAGUUUUUUACGAUACAGGGUUAUUAAUAUAGCCACUUAAAGUUUAUCUGUCAAAAAGUUUGAUAGCAUUUUGAUAGAUAAAAUAAAAAAUGACGGCGUUGUUUGUGUGUGUGUGCGUGUAGAAAAUCCUUGUGUACUUAUAAAUAAGUGAUAAACGUUCCUUUAUUUUAAGUAUGUAACAAAAUAUAGUAUUAAAAUAAAGUAAUUAUAUUUAUUAACACCUAAUAUUGUAUUAAUAAUAAUU
This is a messenger RNA of Brassicogethes aeneus, 2077 nucleotides long. The record is from the annotation of a GenBank genome assembly. Lineage: Eukaryota; Metazoa; Arthropoda; Insecta; Coleoptera; Nitidulidae.